Monomorium pharaonis (pharaoh ant) is the source of this 1232-nucleotide messenger RNA. Its product is annotated as protein CREG1. NCBI's taxonomy places the organism in Eukaryota, Metazoa, Arthropoda, Insecta, Hymenoptera, Formicidae. The transcript has 5 exons. The record is from RefSeq and is a predicted model, not a curated record. The coding region runs from base 381 to 1199 and encodes 272 amino acids.
UUUUGGAGGGAAAAGAUAAUUUUAUUAAAAUUUCGUACAUUUGUAGUACCAAAUUAAAAUUAUUUUGUACAAAAAUAGAUUUUUGAUAAUGUUUCAUGCAUGCAAACCACUUUUUUAUACUUUUUUUUUUAAAAAAGAUAAUUUUGUUGGAUCUUCUUUAAACACGUCGUGGCGCGUCACACGUUAGUAGGUAUAAGAAGCCGAUUAUACCUUACUCACGCUGAUUUGCUAAAACGAACGCGAUAACGGUAUAUAAUGCACUCCGUGAAAAACAUUGCUGAGUAGUCUUAUAGGGACAGAAAGUCAAAGGGUAUAAGAAGAAAAAGAAGAAUAGUCCCGUCACAAUUACGCUUACGUGUCGCCCAUACAUAGCACAUAUCAUGACAUUGCGAAUCGCGAGUAUCAUCGCUCUGUGCGUCCUGCUGAGCGACGCAUAUAAACUCGACGAUGAAGUGAAGCGUAUCUGGAGCAACGAAGAAAAACCGAUUCUCACUGUGGCAAAAAAUACAAAGGAGCUGUACCAAUUAGUCGAGUUCCCGGCACGUUCGCUUUGGUUUGAUAAUGCUCAAGACGUUCAUCCGAGUUCCCUUACCCAGGCUGUAGAGGACCUAUCACCAGCUUUAAAAGCUCGAUAUGUCGUUAAUCAAGCUGAUUGGGCAGCCAUGGCGACAAUAAGCACAAGGAAAGAUGUUGAAAGCUAUCCCGUUACAAAUUUAAUCGCCAUAGCCGAUGGGCCUGUUGGAAGUGGUACUGGAGUACCGUAUAUGUACUUAGUUGUUUUCGACUUUACCACUGAGGAUCUCAAAAAAGAUAAUCGCGCGACUCUCCUGAUGACGCUAGGUCAAAGCGACUAUUGUAAGAAUAAAGAAUAUGAUCCAAUAGAUCCACGAUGUGUUAGAGUUAUGCUAACUGGAAACAUUGUAGCGUUGAAAAACGACACCAAGGAACAUGAUGCCGUAGAGAAAUUUUUUUUUAGCCGUCAUCAGGAACUCAAAUACACACCCAAAGAUCACCGAUUGUAUCCCGCCAAGUUGAAGAUAUCGGCAAUCGCCAUGCUGGACGACUUCGGAGGACCAAAAGACAUUUCCGUCGAGGAUUACUUUAAUCCGUCCAGUUCAACCAAACAACCUCUCCGUUAUUCUAUAUUUGGUGAAAGGCUUUUGAUGAAUUUACUUCCAAACGCAAUGCUUAAUAAUUAAGCAUAUUCUGUUAGAACUUGAUUAGAUCCUGAC